Messenger RNA from Mya arenaria, 3956 nucleotides. Its product is annotated as transcription factor GATA-3-like. Lineage: Eukaryota; Metazoa; Mollusca; Bivalvia; Myida; Myidae. Gene Ontology annotation, biological process: cell fate commitment; negative regulation of transcription by RNA polymerase II; positive regulation of transcription by RNA polymerase II. The transcript has 7 exons. Bases 677 to 2149 code for a protein of 490 amino acids. The record is from RefSeq and is a predicted model, not a curated record. Gene Ontology annotation, molecular function: zinc ion binding; DNA-binding transcription factor activity, RNA polymerase II-specific; RNA polymerase II cis-regulatory region sequence-specific DNA binding. Gene Ontology annotation, cellular component: nucleus.
GCUAUACUGUGAAAUAGCUCGACGCGGACAUACGAAAUCUCGAAUGAAACAAAUAUACAUUUGUUGUUUUAGGUCAUAAAUACUAUAUCUGUCGUUGUAACUGCUCAUUUGAACAAAAUCUGAAAUAAUUGCAUCUUUCAGAAUUACAACUACAGUAGUGUCUUGGACGUUUAAAUCGUGACUUUUUGAACAUUAUUGUGAUCUCCUGAGUUUAUGUUCGGAUCGUUCUGUUUUCGUGGAUAAAAACUGAUUAAGAAAAAAAUCAGCACGAUUCGUUGUUCACGUGAUCUCCGCGAGAUGGAAUGAAAUCAAAGAUAAGGUUUGAACAGAUACACAGACACAUCAGUUGGAGAUCUCUGCACAACACGUCUUUGUAUCCUCCAUCGCGGUCUGAGCUCGUAGUACUCAACUUGGGAAAACUUGGAUGACAGAUACUUGAAAACAACUUUGAAAUAUUUGGAUACUUUGUUUAUGUUUUAUGAAUAUUUUGUGUGAUAUUUACUUAAAGAAAUUACCCAUGAAAAUCGUGGGCACUUUAGAUUUGCAGAACUUUUCAAUGGGCCAGUGAAUAUUUGUUUAUCAGUGGCAUUACUGAUAAGCCGUUUGCUCUGAGAGCUCGUGUACUAGAUAGUUAAGAUAAGUCAAAGACAAUUUUGAAAAAAAUAAAGCAAACAUUAUGGAUAUAGCCACAGCAGAACAACAACACGCGCCGGCAUGGCUCACGCGCCCGGACGCCACGCGGAUGGCGGGCGGAUAUGAGGCGGCAGUUGGCUUCCCCUCUGAAGAUCCUAUGGACAUGUUCUCACUUCCGGGAGGAUUCGAGGGCUCCAACUCACACAGGGCCGCGGCUGCACACAACUACUACUCAAACACGAGAGCCAUGGGUUACGGAGGAACAACAUACGACCGAAGCAACUUGUGCCGGCCGAACUUCCACCACGCCUUGAACCCCUGGGCUCCCCUGGACACCAAGUCGAUGGUUGGGGCCCACACAGGAUGGGGGCUCUACCGAGACAACAAGCAGGCCCUCUCCCAUAGUGGGACCACACCCCUGUCCGUACAUCCAGCGUCCGUCGCCACAUCCGGUUCCUUCAGUUUCCCACCUACGCCACCCAAAGACGGCACUCCAGACAAUAGUGCAGUUAACAAUAAUAAUACCAACACAAACAAUACCAACGGAAAUUCCGACUAUACUAGUUCAGAAAAAUCUGUGUCAAAACAGGAAGAUAUUACCGAUAAUGGACUGUCCUACAGCGGCCACACGGCACAUCCGGUACCCACAUACCCAUCAUAUGUCGGCGGCGACUACGGCGGCGGCCUUGGGUUCCACGCGCCCUCCAUGUUCAAAACCUCACCGACCAUCUCUUCCCGACCAAGACAAAAGUCCCGGUCAAGCGCAGGGUAUUCAGAGCGAUCAUUUGACGUGAUGAUGAAUCGUUAUGACGGUGACCUUACUGCAGCAAACCAGUCUGCAGAAGGCCGUGAGUGCGUCAACUGUGGGGCGACGUCAACGCCGUUGUGGAGACGUGACGGCACCGGACACUAUCUGUGCAACGCCUGCGGACUCUACCACAAAAUGAACGGACAGAACAGACCCCUCAUAAAGCCAAAACGAAGACUGUCUGCGGCCCGACGAGCAGGAACAAGUUGCGCGAAUUGCGGCACGAGCACCACGACGUUAUGGCGACGUAAUGGAAACGGAGACCCCGUGUGUAACGCAUGCGGACUCUACUACAAACUACACAACGUGAGCCGACCACUAACCAUGAAGAAGGACGGCAUUCAGACCAGAAACCGGAAAAUGUCCACAAAAAGUAAGAAGAACAAGAAGCUAGCGGCCAUGUCGGACCUCCUGAAGGGUGGCCCUCUGGACAAGUUCUCAGGGUUCAACCCAAUGAACCACGCCAUGCAUGCCCCCAUGCCCACAUACAUGACGGGCGGCUCGUCAUUUGGUUCUUCUUACCUUUCACACGGCGGACAUCAUAUGCAGGGCGCGGGCGCGACCAUGGGAGGCUUCGGUAACUCCUUCCCCACGUCAAGUUUUGCGUCAUCAUUCUCAAACAUACCCAACGGCGGCUACUCUUCUGGGUUGUCGUCUGGUCUCAAUCUAUCUACGUCAACAAAUAUGGUAGGAGCAGCCAUGGCCUAACUGCAACAAAGGGAAAACACUGUGUUUUGAAACAGCUAUUCUAAAGAACGAUAACACCUACUUUUAUCGACACAAAACUGCCAAAGUUAUAUUUAUUGUUUGGUCAUUGCGCGUGUCUGUGUGUUUGUACACAUGUACAGUGACAAUUUCUUUGAUUCGAGAACGAUUCGAGGAACGCAGUGCUGUGGCUUAUCAGAGAAUAAGCUUUAAAAUCUACGCAUUGAGAUAGACCAAGCUUGUCGUGGUUUAAAUGCAGACCAGGUUUUGUUCAAAUUAUGUGACAGUUUCAAUGGAUUAAGGACUUUAGAAAGUGCGUGACAAGCCACCAUUUGGGUUAAGAAGCGCAUCACAAGAGAUCUCGAUUGACUGAUCGUGAAUUGCCCGGGGUAGGAAACAAAACUGCGGAUGAAUACAUAAACCUUGCUCUGCAUACAGCAGCAGAAAAUGAACAUUGUUAAACAUGUCAUGAGGUGAAUGUUGUUUAAAUGCUGGAGAAGAUUGAAGAUGUCAUUUGAGUAAAAUAGCAUGCUACGCAUUGUUGAUUGCGCUAAAUGUGUGCAGAUUUUGCUCAAAUAUGAUGCAUCUUCUUUCUCUUCUUUUCACGAGAACGCAUCAGACGAUAGUGUAUCAAAUUGUUAAAUUGUUGUUUGAAUUGUUCAAGUACUAGAUCCGGUAAAUCGUAUGCUAUACAUAGCAUACUAUUUUCUCUGAAAUAUUUUGUAUUUGGUUUCUUUCAGUGAAAUCCUAAUAAAUGGCAUUAUUUAUAUUCGAAAGCUUUUAGGUGAAGUUCGUAUGCAACUAUUUUAUAAAUACAUGAACUUUUUACAAACGAAAAUAAGAGUGUUUUUAGCUUUUGUGCCUCAUUUGAUAAACGAAUUGACUUUUUUCAAAUGGUUUUGAAAGGGUUCAUGAUUUGUUGAAUUGCUGUGCUCAUUUUUUUUUUUAUUUCUUCUAACACUAAAUUGGAAAGUAAAAAAUACAUAGAGACUUACAACCCAUUAUGUAAAUAUUGACUUUGACAAAUGCCCUUGGUAAGGGAUGAGCUAAUCUCAUUUUUUUUUGUGGAAUGUGUUUGUUUUUUUUUCUUCAACUUACACAUGCGUGAGGUGAACUAUUUGUUAUAGAUCUGGUAAAAGAAAGCGAUACAUGUUCAUUAUGUCCUUGUAAAUAGUUAUAUUUAUUUAACACGAGAUUUGCAAAAGAGAUUUGUACAUAUUUUUGACUUACUGAUUGAUGAGAAGAUGUUUUUUAUCUGUAAGUCAGCUGUUUGUCUAGUCCCGGUAUAAAACAUUGAAUCUCAAGUACAUGAAUCAUUAUUAUGCAUUAAAGAGGGUACUUCACUUCGUAUACAUACUACGUAAAUAGAUCACGAUUCUGCCAUUGCAAAAGUGAACAUAUUUCUCUUAUCCAUAAAUGUAUCAGUCAUUUAAUCAUCCAUGACUUGUUAAGGAUCUGCAUAAAAUCCAAAAUGACGUCAUGCUGUCUCAUGCCGGAAGUGACGUUUGUUUACUUCCGGUUGAUUAAAAAUGGCAGACGAUCAUUGCUUUAUCCAUGUAGUUUGCUUUUUUUGAUGCAUGAUGUACCAAAUCAUGUUCUAUUAUGGACCUAUGAUAGCGACAUUCCGAUGUAUGGUCUAACUCAUAUCUCACUUCAAAGAUCAAUCAUACACUCGGAUUAGUCCUACACAUUGUAGUAAAAUAUAUGUUAAUUGUUUUCUAAUGAAAUCCAUAAUAUGGAUAAUAUAUGACAUUAUAUUGUAAUAGAUAUGUAAAAUUGUUUUAAAUGAAUAAAGGUUAUGAAAGUGGAA